This is a messenger RNA of Lucilia cuprina (Australian sheep blowfly), 1333 nucleotides long. RefSeq names its product HSPB1-associated protein 1 (gene HSPBAP1). Lineage: Eukaryota; Metazoa; Arthropoda; Insecta; Diptera; Calliphoridae. The transcript is spliced from 3 exons. The coding region runs from base 52 to 1242 and encodes 396 amino acids. The record is from RefSeq and is a predicted model, not a curated record. Gene Ontology annotation, molecular function: 2-oxoglutarate-dependent dioxygenase activity.
UUUGCUACAAAUUCUAUUUCAUUUCAUUCAACAAGAAAUCUUAUCAUUAAAAUGAACCAGAACGAUAUAAAACCAUUAAAUUUAAGGGAAAUUAUUUUAAAUACCAGACAACCGAUUGUCUUGAAACAAUUUUCUCUUAAUUGGUCUUGUUUCCAAGUUGGUCUAGACGAGUGGUGUAAAACAUUUGAUGCACUAAAUUCUAAUGUAGCAAAUUUUGAGCGUAUAGCAAAAAAUGUUGCUGAAGAACCGCAAUGGGAACGUAAACGACAAACAAUACAAAUGACUGCCGGACAAUUUUUAAAGGAACAUAGUAAAGAUUGUGAUUAUUGGUCUGGUUUGAAUUAUAAACGUCGACAUGAAUUACCAGCUAAAUGUACAAAUGGUAUAGAUUUUUCCGCCUUUGGAUUUCCACAGGCGGCUGAUGAUAGCACUUUGUGGUUAAGUUCAAAAGGUGCCAAUACUCCUUGUCAUUAUGAUAGUUAUGGCUGUAAUAUAGUUGUACAAGUUUUUGGAAGAAAAUCCUGGCUAUUAUUCCCACCCAAUACACUGCUUACUACCACUCGAAUACCUUAUGAAGAGUCUAGCAUCUAUUGUAAAGAAAAAUUUUAUUGUCCCCCGCUUCUAAAUGUAAAGGAGUACGUGGAAAAAUAUAAAAAUCUACCUCACCAUGUUAUACUAGAACCUAAUGAUGUUUUAAUUGUACCAAAACAUUGGUGGCAUUAUGUAGAAGCUUUAGAUAUAUCGCUAAGUGUUAAUGCUUGGAUUCCCUUGGAAUGUGAUUUACAACAACAAAUUGAGGAAUGUAUUGUAAAAUAUUUAAUUGAAAACAUUAUAAAAGAUUGUGCAAAUGAAACCAAGAAAUAUGUUAUGAAUCCAAAUCAGCUUUUAGCCUUUAACACAAAAGAAGAAUUAUUUGAAAUUUUAAAAUAUCUCUUAAAGAAAUCAGUGGAAAAUGUAAAUAACAAAAAGGAAGAAACCAUGUAUGAUUAUCAUUAUUUAAAAGAAGAUCAAGUGGAAGAACUAUUACAAAACUUUACAAAUAUUAAAAAAGUUCCAUCAUUACCAGCAAUAGAAUUUGAAAAGUUAUUAAAAACAAAUGCAUUACGUUAUGCUACUCAUGCUGAGAGUAAUAGUAAUGAAAAUACUUUAGAUUAUGUAGAAGAAAUUUUAAUUAAUAGCAUAUGUAGUCCGCAAAUAGUAAAAGCAAUUAAAGAAGAAUUUUUCCAACGCUAUAAGCAAUAAACAAUUUUAACUAUUUUUCUAAUUUAUUCGUAUAUUUAUGUUUAACUUUAAAAAAAUUCACAAUACUUGCAGCAAAUCUUUAAAAUAUGUU